Molecule: messenger RNA, 2113 nt
Organism: Oncorhynchus kisutch (coho salmon)
Lineage: Eukaryota; Metazoa; Chordata; Actinopteri; Salmoniformes; Salmonidae
Product: TOX high mobility group box family member 2
Exons: 10
Coding region: 436-2091 (551 amino acids)
Biological process (GO): regulation of transcription by RNA polymerase II
Cellular component (GO): nucleus
Molecular function (GO): chromatin DNA binding
Source: RefSeq, a predicted model, not a curated record
CAUGGAGUGAGCGCGCCGCUGGAAAAUAGAAACAGACGAACGUUUUGGGAGAUAGAACUAGAUUGGCUAUCUUUUUACAUUGACCUUGGGUUGUUGUAAACAAUUACAACGUUUGUUCAUGUAUAGUUGCUGAAACAUCUAUAUUUUUCACUCAAAGUUAACUUUACGCGUAUUUUUCCUUCUGCGAACACAAAUAGAUAUUGCCUAUUUAUCCAUAGAGCAUCAUCGCAGAAGCUUGAUAGUGCUGAAGUGAGAACACCAGCGGAUGUGAGGAGAUAGUGUUUUUAUAGACUCAACCCCCUUUUCUUUCAAUCAUUCUCUUUCUUUUUGUUUGGUCCAACAAUAGAGAGAGAGAGAGAGAAAUAGGGAGAGAGAGAGAGAGAGAGUCACAGGCAUUGGACCUGCUUUUAUGCCGUCAGUCUUGCGGACCCUGAGAUGGACGUGAGAUUUUAUCCAGCACCCCCUUCAAGCGUGGGCUCAUGUACAUUACCAACUGAUUCAAGUUGCCUGACCUCUUUGGACUAUUAUCACUGCAACAAGAGCAGAUACGGUGUAUCAGACGACCGCGGCGUUCGACUUUAUAGCUCCCUGCCCAUGCGCCCCAACCCCAACGGGAAGAGACUGCCCUCUGCUGGGUUUGAUGGUGACAACAUGUACAUGAAUGAAAAUAACCAGGAGUUUCUCUCCCCAAAUCAGAGCUAUUCCGGACAGGGAGGAGGAGGAGGCGGUGGGAACGGUGCGGGGGACGAGGACUACGAGAUCCCCCCCAUCACCCCUCCUAACCACGCCGAGCCCUCCCUGCUCCACCUGAUGGACCCAGAGUCGGGCUACCUGUGCCACUCCCUAGGGGCCCACCACAACGGCCUGCUCAACCCCUACUCCUACCAGGAGCUGCCCGCCCUCAUGAUGUCCAAUAUGCUGGCCCAAGAGGGCCACCUGCCCUCCAGCCAAAUGCCCUCGAUCCAGGAGAUGACUCGCCACGACGGCUCACAUUAUGACCUCAGCCGUCACAACCCCCAUCUGAUAAACAUGUCACCUAGGAUACUGUCCCAUCAGCCCAUGAGUGCACUGUCCCAACUGAACUCUCAGGUUGGCCGGAGCGCUCUUACCCAUGGUUCUCCCUCACCUCCUGGAAGUAAAUCAGCCACACCCUCUCCCUCAAGCUCUACACAGGAAGAGGAAACCGAUUCCCACCAUAAGAUGACGGGCGAGAAGCGGCCUUCCUCAGAGAUGAUGAAGCCCAAGACCAAACCGCAGAAGAAGAAGAAGAAAAAGGACCCCAACGAGCCGUCGAAACCCGUGUCGGCCUACGCCCUCUUCUUCAGGGACACCCAGGCGGCCAUCAAGAGCUCCAACCCCAACGCCACCUUUGGGGACGUGUCCAAGAUCGUGGCCUCCAUGUGGGACAGCCUGGGAGAGGAGGCAAAACAGGGCUACAAGAGGAAAACAGAGGCGGCGAAGAAAGAGUACCUGAAAGCCCUGGCCACGUACCGAGCCACUCUGGUUACCAAGAACUACAAUGACCCUGUGGAGACGAAAAGUAUCCAGACGAACCAGCCUUCCUCCCACAUGAUGCCCCCCAAUCCACCCCUGUACAGCGUGCCACCCCAGCCCUCCUCCCCCUACAGUCUGGGGCCAGGGGGCUUCCCCCUGUCGGACAUGCAGGGCUACGCGGGGGCUACGCGUCACGCACUCUCCCGGACCCUCAGCCAGUCUCAGAUGCUGCCCAGCAUUAGUGCCUCUCCCCCUUCCUCCUUCCAGAUCAGCCCGCCCUUGCACCAACAGCUCUCCAUGCACCAGAACUCCCUCCUCAACCAGCCAAUCCGCAUGCAGCACGGCCAGUCCCAGCCAAUUAUCUCCCACCAGAUGGGACUCCAGGCAUCCCUUCACUCACCUCCUCCUGGCCAGCAGGGAUUUUCCCACCUACAGUCAGAGUACCAUAAAAGUGUGGGUUCCCAGUCCCCAGGGGCCCCUAACCCUGGAGGGAGACAGAACCACGAGUGGGAAAGUGAAUACUGCGAUCGGGAGUGUGGUGGCAACCACUGCAGUGGCAGCAUGAUAGCCAGGGACAAGCCACUCUACCUCACUUGAAACUGGAUGUCGCCGUCGACAA